Molecule: messenger RNA, 252 nt
Organism: Trichophyton benhamiae CBS 112371
Lineage: Eukaryota; Fungi; Ascomycota; Eurotiomycetes; Onygenales; Arthrodermataceae
Exons: 2
Coding region: 1-252 (83 amino acids)
Source: RefSeq, a predicted model, not a curated record
AUGCCAGGAGCAAUCAACUGGGAGCCACCAGCUUCACAGGCUAGCUCGAAUAUCAUGGGCAUGAUGAUGCUAAAGAAGCGGAAGAGGGAUGCAGAAUCCAGACAGGAAACCACCGUGGUGCCUUCAACCCUCUUCAACCGGCCCUGUUUGCUCUCGAGCGGACCUGAUCUCACCUCCAUCCAAACCACGCAUAAGACCCUUGAUAUCACCUUUGAAGAAAAGACGACUGGAACAGAAGACCGUGCAGUCUAA